Molecule: messenger RNA, 1861 nt
Organism: Syzygium oleosum
Lineage: Eukaryota; Viridiplantae; Streptophyta; Magnoliopsida; Myrtales; Myrtaceae
Exons: 8
Coding region: 162-1718 (518 amino acids)
Biological process (GO): nucleotide-excision repair, DNA gap filling; DNA replication; DNA strand elongation involved in DNA replication
Cellular component (GO): nucleus; delta DNA polymerase complex
Molecular function (GO): DNA-directed DNA polymerase activity
Source: RefSeq, a predicted model, not a curated record
AAUUCCCGGGACGCUCCGCACAGAAAUGUGGCGGGAAAAUUGGAUUGGGAUUGAGCCCUAGAGGGAAGCGCGUCGAAUUCUUCUUCAAAGGCGCAGCGGCGAAAUCAUCGCUCGGAGCAAAGGCCGGCCCUUCCCGCAUCGAUCGGGAGCUCCGAAGCAAGAUGUGCCAGGUCGAAACCCCAGCGAUCGUCGACGAGAUCGCGGCCCUCGUUUCCGAUAAGCUUCAAGUGGUUUCAUACAAGUGGUUGAGCCGCAAUUUCUUGGUAUCUUCAAAUACUGCAAAGAGGUUGCUGCAAGAAUUUGUUGAAAGACAUGGAGACGGAUUGGAAGUAGUAUACUCCCUAUCUGGAUGGUUAAAGGACAAUCCGCCAUGUUACCAUAUCAAACUUGUUUCUGGGCCUAAACUUGCUGAAGCCAGGGAAGAAUUUGACGGUAAAUGCUCAGUUCAAGUCUAUAGUGUGCAAGCUUGCAUUCCGAAAGAUCCAGCUGCACUUUGGAAUGCUGAAUUUGUGCAGGCAGAGGAGCUUUUCAGCCAGGAUGCAACCACUGAAAAUUGUCUGAGAGAUAACAGGUUCUGUGCGGUAGCUAAUCCCUUUGUUAAGCGAAGUGCAGAUAGGGAAUUAUCUGACUUGGGAGCUCCCAAGCUGAAUGGCGCCAGAGCCUCAGGACCAUCAAAUACUGUCCAUCAAAAGGUUAACCCACCACAACCAAGAAAGAUUGAACAGACAAGCCAAAAAAAGUUGGAGCAAUCCGUUGAUGUGCUUAAGCAUGCAAAUAGUGAAGGUAAUGGUGCAGGAGUACAUGAUCAAGCCAGCAAAUUGCCUGCAGACAAAGAAAAAGUCACUAACUUGCCUGCGAGUAAAAAGUUGGGCCAGAAUGGCAAAAACUCUUCCACAGCUGGGGGUUCUCUGGCAAAUCUAUGGGGCCGUGCUUCCACCACAACAAAAUCAAGUGCUGGCCCAGCAGAAAAUAGCAGCUCUGCUCCAAGUUCCACUGUUAGUGCAGAAGCUCAAAUAUGUGCACAUGAGGCAGCAGAAUUGAACAGCGAUGAUGAGGGUCAGGAUGUCAAUUUUAAGAGAAGCUCCAAAACCGAAGGCGGUAGAAAAAGAAGAGUUGUAUUUGAUUUUUCAGAUGAAGAUGAGAAUGAAGAUGCAGUCAAUUUGGCAUCACCUGAUUUUCCAAAAGCCCGGUCUAUCCUCGCUUCAAAAGAGAGUACCAAGGAGUUAGUUUCCAAGAAGAAGUGCGAGGAAGAUAACAUGGAAGUUGAUGAAGUAAAAGUUAGCGAGGAAGAACACCACCAGCCACCAAAGGAAGAUGUUUCUGCCGUCAGCAGAGGCAUGAACAUUGGGAUGUGCUCUUUGAAGGGCCAAAAUCGUGGUUCCUCCAAGGAUGUAAGUAAUAAAGUGACAGAUUCUGCUCCAACCUCACCGAAGAGGCGAAAGGUUUUGAAGACUAGAAUCGAUGAACGUGGGAGAGAAGUAACCGAAGUGGUCUGGGAUGGUGAGGAAGAAUUGAAAAAAGCAAACUGUACUACAGCUGACAAACCUAAUGAUGAGAGAGCUGCUGACACCACGAGCAGGCCUCCUGUGACAAAGAAGUCCCCGGCAGUCAUUCCCACAUGUCCUACCAAUCCAGUAGGCAAGGCAGGAAACAAGAAAUCUGCAAGUCUUAAAGAUCCUAAGCAAGGCAACAUCUUGUCCUUCUUCAAAAAAGUUUGAGGACAGCUUGAGACACUGUAUUUUCUCUAUCCCGUAUUCUUGGUUGUGAUCUCCUCUGUGUACAUGUAAAAGUUUCAUGCAAUUAGUUCAUUACUUUAGUUAUGAACUUUUUGAAGCUCCGCAAUUCGGGAUGGUUUCUAUCA